AUGGGAACUAUUCAUAAUCUCGUGGACAUCUUGCAUCUCGAGCAGAUGCCGAUGACGCAACCUCCUCGCACUAUCAAGUCUCCUGAGCGUUACAUCUGGGAGGAGAUCUCAGGUCAGCUGGUACCAACUAGAGCGGAAGCUGAAAUCGCCAACAAUAAUCAGGCUUUUCAAUCUGAGAUCAUUGAGUUCGGCUCUGGAUGUCGGGAAAUGUAUACUGCGUCGAUGGAUUACCCAUCUCACCCAUCGCAUAUUGCAUUCUAUUUUGUCAGCCUUGGCGGAGCAGCAUACGCACCUCCACCAAUGUUCCUAUGCGGCCUUGAGGUUUUCCACAGAAAUCCAGAUGAUGGCCAGUUCUUGCUGGGCUACAGGUCGCCCAUUCGCCGAAUCCACACACUAGACCCGGAGACAAAUGUGAGGGGCUUCAACGUCACCGUGGGAUCACGAGGGAUCUCCGGCAUCCAAGUACAGUUGACGGACGGCUUCGAAUCAUGCUGGUAUCAAGGCGAUGCUGGAGACGAAAACCCGGAGAGCAUGAGGGCAGUGGGCCUCGGCUCCAUCUGUGGGAUCAAAGCCUCCUUUGAUGGGUUGAAGAUUGUCAGUCUUGGUGUGGCAAAACGGCAAGUGCCCGAGCCGGGAACGCCGCUGAAGGAGUCCGGCAUUUGGUAUCCCGAGAUCCCGCGCUACCCGGUCUCUUUGAACGAAGAAAUUCUCCCGAACCUAGUAUUCUAUUCCACAGGAUAUUUUCCGUUGUUCUGGGUACCUUUUGGAGGCGCUGGAGGUAAGGACCUCGAGUUACUGAACAGUAUUCAGAUAACCAUGGUGAACGGUAUCUGGGGUAUCGAAUUCUCGUAUUGCGACGGUCGAAAGGUGGAAAAGUUGGGACGGCAUCCCUACGACAUCGAUCUAAACCCAGAAAUUCCCAAUAUCUCGACCUUUGAAAUCGACGGCCCGCAUGGCGAGCAGAUUUCCUCCAUCUCGUUGUGGUACGAUAGCGACACCUUUGUCCAAGGACAAAUCAACAAGCCGUGCGGCAUCUCGCUUCAUACGAACUGGGGCACCUCUCGACUCUUUGGCGAUGGUGGGACCGCCCCGGGAUACCUGGAGAAGCACCUGGUGCCUGAAGAGGGCACAGUUAUCACGGGAUUUUACGCAAACCAGCUACCCACCGCUGGGUUCACUACAGUUGGGCUCAUGUCAGAAAGAGUCGAAUUGGGACCGCGCAGUCUUGCGUCACUGCGAGGACUACGACUGGAUUCUUGA
Molecule: messenger RNA, 1260 nt
Organism: Clonostachys rhizophaga
Lineage: Eukaryota; Fungi; Ascomycota; Sordariomycetes; Hypocreales; Bionectriaceae
Source: the annotation of a GenBank genome assembly